Molecule: messenger RNA, 1559 nt
Organism: Fusarium vanettenii 77-13-4
Lineage: Eukaryota; Fungi; Ascomycota; Sordariomycetes; Hypocreales; Nectriaceae
Exons: 2
Coding region: 1-1491 (496 amino acids)
Molecular function (GO): N-acetyltransferase activity
Source: RefSeq, a predicted model, not a curated record
AUGUCGAAAUCUGCAUCUUCAAGCGCGAAGCCGCGCGUCCUUCGCAAGUUGGGUCAUUUCGAGCGCUUCCAAACAUCAUUGAUGACGAUGGAAUUAGCCUGCGGCACAAUCGUCACUAGCCAAUACCGCAUCCCCGAGCAUCUCCAAGAUUCGCACGACAAGCAAGUCGACGCAUUGGAAGCCGCCGUCGCAGACACAAUCCGCAAGCAUCCUCUCCUGCAAGUCGGUGUGAUUGGCGAAAAGACGAAGCGACCUUCUUGGAUUCAACUCGACGAGAUCAAUCUCAAGAACCACAUUGUUUGGACAACUGCUGAUCCCAACGAUGAAUACGGCGCCAAACUCAAUGAAAUCACUAUUCGAGAACUCGAUGCCAAGCUCGGCAAUUUCGCAACACGACCACUCUGGCGGCUACUGGUCCUGGAACUCGAGGGUCAGAAUCUUCUUGAAGUCAUGUUUAUCUGGAAUCACAUGUGCACAGAUGGAAAUGGAGGCAAAAUCUUUCACGAGUCGUUGCUGGAAUCCUUGAACACGCCCAAUCUCCCUCCUCUUGAGAAUCACGCCUUCAAGACUACAACAACAGCUGAAAACAUGCUCCCGCCGCAAAACGUCAUCGCCAAGUUCAAAAUCACGCCCAAGUUUGCUGCCACCAACGCCUGGCAAGAGCUCAAGCCUCCUAUGCUUGAGUCCAAGACCGCGUAUGUUUCAUGGGCCGGCAUCAGAAGGACUCCUCGCAAAACGCAAAUCAGGAGCUUCAACAUCGACAAUGAAUCUACCCAGAAGAUCCUCUCAGCUUGUCGAUCGCAUAAGACAACUCUUACGGGUCUCAUUCACGCCGCUGCAUUCAUAUCUCUUGCGCACCAAGUGCCCGAGGAAAAACUAGCCUCCAUCAUUUGCGAAACUCCUCUGAACUUAAGGCGUUUUAUUAAACCCAACCCCAAAGCGCAUUCUGGACUUCAGCCUGAGCAGCUCAUCGCAAACUACGUGACCAUGAUGGACCACGUUUUCAAGAAGAGCCUUGUCCAAAAAGUUCGCCAGCAGUCCAGAAGCGUGGGUGAUGAGGAAAGAUUCUCUGCCCUUGAGGAAGAGAUGUGGUCUGCAGCAGCCUUCAUCCGAGGAGAAAUCAAAGACAAGCUUGACCUCGGAUUGAAGAAUGACUUGGUCGGUUUGAUGGGCCUUGUUGGUGACUGGGACAAGUACCACAAGGAUGAAUUGAAGAAGCCCAGAAAACAUUCCUGGCUGGUCUCCAAUGUGGGUGUCAUCAACGGGCAUAACGAUGGGGAUGAGGCUUCACUCUGGACCAUUAAGAGAAGCAAAUUCUCUCUCUCCGCCUGUGUUAGGGGAUGCAUAUUCAACAUUGGCGUGAUCAGCGUCAAGGGCAAAGAUCUAUUUAUCGACCUCUCAUGGCAAGACGGAAUUGUUGAUGCUACUAUUGCUGACAGGUUGGUUGCUGAUCUUGAGAAAUGGCUACGUCACGUUGCGGAAAAGGCUUAAUACUCUAUGACUUUUGUACGAUUAAAACUAUAUACAACGUCUAAGGAAAUACCUUAGUGUAGAAAGAU